AUGCAUCCCGAAGACGAGGAUGAUCCCGACGAUUUCGCGUGUGUUAACGAGGAUUUCGCCAGAGAUUUCCGAGUUAUGAUGGAGUCGCUGCUUCUCGCCGUGCUUUUGUUGCUGAGUGGUUGGGCUCUGCUUUCAGCAGGGCGAAAAAUGGGGAACACGUUGUGCAAGGGCCUCAUCGGCAGCAAAAGAAGCAAAGCAGCAGGGCAUGGAAGCCUCCAGAGCAGCGCGGAGGACGUGCGAACGGCUGUCGCGCCGCCUCCGCGACGUCAUCAUGCCAGCAAAAAUGCAGACAUCAAGAAAUUCUUGUCAGUGCCAUCUUCGUCGUCGACAGCAGGAGCAGCUGCUGGUGCUGACCCUCGUCAAAAUCAGCAGAUGAGCAAUAAUGGACACGAGCUCGUGCGACUCCAGAUCAGCAAUGCGGACUCAGUCGUGUCUGAAGCGAGUCAGCGCAGUUUUCGACGCGGAAGUGACAGCUUGGCGUGCGCGUCGCGCUCGUCCGUCGCGAUCGCUGCGUCUUCGCAGCCCCGACUGCGACUUGACGACGCACUGCUCUAG
Messenger RNA from Notodromas monacha, 555 nucleotides. NCBI's taxonomy places the organism in Eukaryota, Metazoa, Arthropoda, Ostracoda, Podocopida, Cyprididae. The record is from the annotation of a GenBank genome assembly.